CCUCCAGAUGUUUCCUGGUACGGAACGCUGAGUUGUUGACGAGCAGCGGGUCGAUGUCUCAAAGGUUGAUGUGGCGCUUUAGUGUUCUGCAGGACAUCGACCCGGUUCCACCAAAGUUCUGCUCAUUUGAAGCUCAGCACUGAAGCCGCUCAGGAUGAGGUCUACAGGUUCCUUACUGCUCCUGGCCUUUCUGCUGCUGCCGCUGCUGUCUGCGGCCGUGUUCCUGGACAUCUGCACCGCCAAACCCAGGGGCCUCGCUCUAGAACCACGCUGCAUCUACCGCAGCCCGGAACCGGAGAACGCCGAGGAGCUGACCCUCGAUCCCGAAGAGCUGCCAGAGUUCACCAACCGCAGGGUGUGGGAGCUGUCGAGGGCCAACAGCCGCUUUGCCUUGUCUUUGUACAAGCGGCUGUCCCUGAGCAGAACCGGCGAGAGCAAUGUCUUCAUGUCUCCCAUCAGCAUCACCACCGCCUUUGCCAUGACCAAACUGGGAGCCUGCAACCGGACGCUGGAGCAGAUCAUGAAGGUGUUUGAAUUCGACACCAUCAAGGAGAAAACGUCGGAUCAGGUCCAUUUCUUCUUCGCCAAACUGAACUGUCGUCUGUACAGGAAGAAAGACAAAACCACGGAGCUUCGCAUCGCUAACCGGCUGUUCGGAGACAAGUCGUUCUUCUUCAACGAGACGUACCAGAACAUCAGCGAGACGGUGUACGGAGCCACGCUGCUGCCGCUCAACUUCAAGGUGGACCCAGAACAGGCUCGGAUCACCAUUAAUGAGUGGGUCUCUAAUAAGACGGAGAACCGAAUCCAGGAGACGUUGCCUUCAGGGGCCUUGGACUCCACUACCAUUCUAGUUCUGGUCAACACCAUCUACUUCAAGGGUCAGUGGAAGAACACGUUUCCCAAAGAGCAGGUUCUCCCCUCGGACUUCAGAGUCAACGCCAACCGUAGCUGCCAGGUCAACAUGAUGUACCAGGAGAUGAAGUUCCAGUACAGGUACUUCCCCGACGACCAGGUGCAGCUCCUAGAGAUGCCGUACCGAGGAGACGACAUCACCAUGGUGAUCAUCCUGCCGAGCAGAAACAUCCAGCUCUCCCAGGUGGAGGAACGUCUGAACCUGAAGAAGCUGAACAGCUGGUUGAGUCAGCUGACGGAAACCACGGUCUCCGUCUCCGUCCCUCGUUUCAGGUUGGAGGACGGCUUCAGUCUGAAGGACAAGCUGCAGCAGAUGGGUCUGACCGACCUGUUCAACCCCGACACGGCCAGCCUGCCAGGGAUCCUGGAGGACGGCAGCGAGGUCCUCUUCAUCUCCGACGCCUACCACAAAGCCUUCCUGGAGGUGAACGAGGAGGGGAGCGAGGCUGCAGCAUCCACGGCCGUGGUGGCCGUCGGCCGAUCCCUGAACAUGAAUCGAGAGGUUUUCCUGGCCGACCGACCCUUCCUGGUGCUCAUCAGGGAGUCCACUCUCAACACGCUGCUGUUCGUGGGCCGCGUGUCCAACCCCUGUGACCAGUGAACCCCCCGGCACUGUCAGCACCACCCAAAACACCGAUGUGUGUGGAUGUUUAACAUAGAAGUCAGUAAAAUCCAGACUCACUGCAACAGCAGAGGUGGUUUCUGACGGAUUAUCAUCGUCGUUAGGUUAUCUUUGAUAUGUUUGUGUAGAUUAAAGCAGCUCAUCUCGCCAUCUACGAGGAUAGAUGACAUCUUUAUAAUAAAGCCAUUCUCUUUUGAGUUUA
Molecule: messenger RNA, 1739 nt
Organism: Nothobranchius furzeri (turquoise killifish)
Lineage: Eukaryota; Metazoa; Chordata; Actinopteri; Cyprinodontiformes; Nothobranchiidae
Gene: serpinc1
Product: serpin peptidase inhibitor, clade C (antithrombin), member 1
Biological process (GO): negative regulation of endopeptidase activity
Molecular function (GO): serine-type endopeptidase inhibitor activity
Source: RefSeq, a predicted model, not a curated record